AUGCCGUCGUGCAUUCAGACAUUCUUUGGGACUCGGACAUCCACUAUGACAUCCACCCAACCGUCGAGACAACGUCCACGCAGAGAAAAAUGUGCCAGCGACUCCGAGAGCACUCAUCUACGUGGCUCCCAAGAUUUUCCCACCAAUAAAAGAGGCGCAUCAAGCAUCCAAAUCUACGCGCCUCGCAACCCCAAGAGCGCGCGCCACAGCCAUGUAUAUUCUCUCACUACACCCGCACCACGAAAACAAUGUCCGAAGGCUUCCGACACCGCCCUGAAGAAAAUUCACAAAAUUGCGCAGCUCUCGUCCUCUGAAGACUCUGAUGCAUUUUACUCCUCUCCCCCGUCCGUCGAUAAAAAGUAUCAGUCACUUAGCGUGUCUCCACCGAAAUACGCCCCGCUUCCAGGUGCACCUCGGGCAUCCAGCUCGGUUACUGGUGGGGAUAGUUCCGAGAAGCAAUCGUGCCUCAAGCCGGCGGGUAAGAGCUCAUCAACAGACGGCCGAUUUCACCAAAGCCAUGUUUCUUUCACCCAUCCUAACAGAUCAAUCAUCGUUCAGAUGCAUCCCCUCCUCGCUUGUUCGCGAGCAUCACGCUCACCUAUCUCCUAUGAUAUUGCCUGCUCCCCUUCGUCAAAAACAAUCAUUGACCGAAUAACGCACUCUCCCAUUCCGGCGUAUCUGCUGCUUCAACCGGCUACGGAGCCUCCGACAACAGGAAAGCUGGAAUUGAAGAUUGAAGGGGUUCCUUGGGACGUUGUGGUCGCUCCCGCAUCGGGACGGGGACCUGUCACCCCAGCCGUGGCAGGCCAUCGACGCCGAAUAGCACAACCGCCCGAGCCCGCCAUCACUAACCUCGACCUGCUAUUCGCGAUUCACCAAACGAUGUACACGCGCGUGACUAGAGAGGAAUGGGAAGCGUUGGGAAACGGGAGUUCAUCACAACGAAAAGUUGCAAGGGCGUAUGAGAAACGGUGUCUCGCCGAUGGUACGGGAUGGGAGGAAGGGGUGCGGAGGAUCGAUUACUUGAAGGGGAGGACGAAGGUGGCCGGAAUUGAGGUUUUGUCGGGGAUAGGCGGUGGGACGAAAAGAAUUCUUUUCAAGGCAUAG
Molecule: messenger RNA, 1107 nt
Organism: Laccaria bicolor S238N-H82
Lineage: Eukaryota; Fungi; Basidiomycota; Agaricomycetes; Agaricales; Hydnangiaceae
Exons: 3
Coding region: 1-1107 (368 amino acids)
Source: RefSeq, a predicted model, not a curated record